Molecule: messenger RNA, 2098 nt
Organism: Dipodomys spectabilis (banner-tailed kangaroo rat)
Lineage: Eukaryota; Metazoa; Chordata; Mammalia; Rodentia; Heteromyidae
Gene: Fignl2
Product: fidgetin like 2
Exons: 2
Coding region: 98-2056 (652 amino acids)
Molecular function (GO): microtubule severing ATPase activity; ATP hydrolysis activity; ATP binding
Source: RefSeq, a predicted model, not a curated record
GAAUACAGGUGUCAAGAGUCUGGCUGGGACAGCCUGGGAAAGCUGUACUUUGGAACUCAGACUGCAUCUUCAGCAAUGAUCAGCAGCUCUGUUGAAGAUGCACUGGACACCUGAGCACGCCCAGCCCCUCAACCAGUGGCCAGAGCAGCACCUGGACGUCUCCUCCACCACCCCGUCGCCUGCCCACAAAUUGGAGUUGCCCCCGGGGGGUCGCCAGCGCUGCCACUAUGCUUGGGCCCACGACGACAUCUCGGCGCUCACCGCCUCCAAUCUCCUCAAGCGCUACGCGGAGAAGUACUCGGGGGUCCUGGACUCGCCCUACGAGCGCCCCUCCUUGGGCGGCUACGGCGACGCCGCCUUCCUCAAUGGCGCUAAGGGGGACCCCGAGCCCUGGCCAGGGCCGGAGCCGCCCUACCCCUUGGCCUCACUGCACGAGGGCCUCCCUGGAGCCAAGCCCGGCGCCGGGGGAGGCUCUGCGGGGCUCGGGGGCUCCCCGAUUGUAGCCGGGAACCUGUCCGACACCCUCUACGCCGGCAAUGCGUGCGGGGGUCCGUCGGCGGCGCCCGAGUACACGGCGGGCUACGGCGGGGGCUACCUGGCGCCAGGCUACUGCACGCAGACGGGCGCCGCGCUGGCCCCGCCGCCGCCACCGCCGCCGCCGCCGCCGCCGCCGGGGUACGGGGCCCCCGCCCCGCUCUACAACUACACCGCGGGGGGCUACGGGGCGCAGCCCGGCUACGGCGCGCUCCCGCCGCCCCCGGCCGCGCCCCCGGGCCCCUACCUGCCGUCCGGCCUGGCGGCGCCCACGCCCCUGCCCGCGCCCGCGCCGCCCCGGCCCGCCCCGUACGGCUUCCCCUCGGCCGCCGACCCCGGCGCGUCGCUGAAGCGCAAGGCGACCGACGAGGGCUCCGAGGACCGCUACCGCAAGUACGCGUACGAGCCCCCCAAGGCCCCCGCGGCCGACGGCGCCCCCUACCCCGCCGCGGACAACAACGGCGAGUGUCGGGGCAACGGCUUCCGCGCCAAGCCGCCGGGAGCCGCGGACGAGGCGUCGGCCAAGUUCCGCGGCAGCGUCCCGCUCAAGGUGCUGGGCUCCCCGGCCUACGGCCCGCCGCUUGAACCCUUCGAGAAGUUCCCGGAGCGGGUCCCGGCGCCGACUCCCCGAGGGGGCUUCGCGAUGCCGUCGGGGGAGCCCCCCAAAGGCGUGGACCCGGGCGCGCUGGAGCUAGUGACCAGCAAGAUGGUGGAGGGCGGGCCCCCCGUGCAGUGGGCAGACGUGGCCGGCCAGGGCGCGCUCAAGGCGGCGCUGGAGGAGGAGCUGGUGUGGCCCCUGCUGCGGCCUCCCGCCUACCCGGGCAGCCCGCGCCCGCCGAGGACCGUGCUGUUCUUCGGGCCGCGCGGCGCCGGGAAAGCUCUGCUGGGCCGCUGCCUGGCCACGCAGCUGGGAGCCACGCUACUGCGCGUGCGCGGCGCGAGCCUAGCCGCGCCGGGCGCCGCCGAGGGCGCGCGCCUCCUCCAAGCCGCCUUCGCGGCCGCGCGCUGCCGCCCGCCCGCCGUGCUGCUCAUCAGCGAGCUGGAAGCGCUGCUCCCGGCCCGGGACGACGCGGCGGCCGGGGCCUCGCUGCAGACGCCGCUCCUGGCUUGCCUGGACAGCGGCUGCGGUGCGCGGGCCGACGGCGUGCUGGUGGUGGGAACCACGUCUCGGCCCGCAGCGCUGGACGAAGCCACCCGCCGGCGCUUUGCGCUGCGCUUCUACGUGGCGCUGCCCGACGGCGCCGCGCGCGGGCAGAUCCUGCAGCGGGCCCUGGCCCAGCAGGGCUGCGCGCUGGGCGAGCGGGAGCUCGCCGCCCUCGUGCAGGGCACCCAGGGCUUCUCGGGGGGCGAGCUGGGGCAGCUGUGCCAGCAGGCCGCGGCCGGGGCGGGCCUCCCGGGGCUGCAGCGCCCCCUUGCCUACAAGGACUUGGAGGCAGCGCUGGCCAAGGUGGGCCCGAGGGCCACUCCCAAGGAGCUAGACUCGUUCGUGGAGUGGGACAAGAUGUACGGCUCCGGACACUGAUGGCGCGGGGAGGCCGAGGCAGACCCCCCCCCCCCUGUACUG